This is a messenger RNA of Sinocyclocheilus rhinocerous, 3396 nucleotides long. Its product is annotated as tight junction protein ZO-2. The record is from RefSeq and is a predicted model, not a curated record. Lineage: Eukaryota; Metazoa; Chordata; Actinopteri; Cypriniformes; Cyprinidae. Gene Ontology annotation, cellular component: bicellular tight junction; plasma membrane. The transcript has 19 exons. Gene Ontology annotation, biological process: protein localization to cell-cell junction; positive regulation of blood-brain barrier permeability; cell-cell adhesion. Gene Ontology annotation, molecular function: cell adhesion molecule binding.
UCUUCUCCACCUCAGAGCUUAAUUAGAUUGGAGGUCGGGUGGCCAUGGGGAGAGAUGAGUGUGAACUGGCUCCCCUUUGGUUGCUGCGUGCGCCUGCAGAAAGCCCAGAGAUGGAGGCGGCGCGAAGGGGCGCGAAUCGAGGUGCGGGGGGAGACCGAGGAGCUAAGGAACAGCUUCAUCAUCCUCUUCUCAUCCAGGCAUGCGUCAUGCCUGCUCAGACUGCUGAGCUCAGGAAUGGAGGAGACGGUUUGGGAGCAGUACACUGUGACUCUACAGCGGGACUCUAAGAUGGGCUUUGGAAUUGCUGUGUCCGGGGGCCGGGACAAUCCAAACGUGGAGACCGGAGAGACGUCCAUCAUUGUGUCAGACGUGCUGCCAGGAGGACCGGCCGAUGGACUGCUCUUUGAGAAUGACCGCGUGAUGCAGGUCAACACCAUCACCAUGGAUAAUGUGCCUCAUUCAUUUGCUGUGCAGUCACUUCGAAAAUGUGGGAAAGUGGCCAAAGUGACUGUAAAGAGGCCUCGCAAGGUGGCUGUCCUCAAGCGCCCACCGUCCCCGAGCGGGGAUAGCCGCGAUUACAACAUAUCCAGCUAUUAUCCCGAGGACAACCGCAGCGUUCACAGUGACCCAGACUCUGAUUACCCUCGGGGAAACGGCGGCCUGGGCUACCCCCGCGACAGAGAGCAUGACCGCAGUCUCGAAAAGAGCCGGAUAGACUACCUGGAGCCGGAUUACCGCAGCCAGGACAACGACUCCCGGCGGGAAAGGAGCAGAGGCAGGAGCGCGGAGAGGUCGCCCAGCUCUGACAGCGGCUACCGCAGGGACGGCAGCCGGGGCCGGACGCUGGAGCACGGAUCCAGCCCGGAGCCUCGCUAUCACAGGCAGCACAGUAGAGGCCGCGGCGGAGGAGGAAGCCCUGCCGGAAGCUACGGGAGGGACCAGGGCUACGACACGCGGAGGUAUGACACUCGUCCGGAUGACAGGAUGAUCAGGAGUCACAGCAGGGACCGGCUGCAGGAUCGCUCACCGUCACCCAGCAAAGAGAAAGACAGAGGAAGAGACCGGUACAACUAUGAGCCCCUGGAGCUGCCCAUCAAUGUCAUGCUGGUGAAAAACAGGCCCAAUGAAGAGUACGGCCUCCGGCUGGGCAGCCAGAUCUUCAUCAAAGAGAUGACCAGCACUGGAUUGGCUGCCAGAGAUGGAAAUCUCCAGGAGGGCGACAUCAUUCUUAAGAUCAACGGGACGGUGACUGAGAACCUCUCUCUGAGUGACGCCGGCAAGCUGAUUGAGAAAUCACGGGGCAAGCUGCAACUGGUGGUCCAGAGAGACCACCGACAGAUCCUGGUGCGCAUUCCUGCCCUGGCAGACAGCGACUCUGAGCCUGACGAUAUUUCGGAGAUUGAGUCGUACCAUUCCUACUCACCUCAAGAUGACCAAAGGUCACGCCAGUCUGACCUCUCCUCACACUCUUCCAAUGAUGUAGCACGAGAGAACGCCAGGGAGGAUCCUCAAAGUAGAUUGGCAAAGACCGCUGUUUCAUCCUCUCCUUACAAAACUCCAGAGGAGCCACUUCCAGCCCAGGAGGAGAGAGUAGAACCACAGGAAGAAGAACCACCACCAGCAAUAAAGACAACACCCAAGAUCCUGCUCAGACCGAGCCCAGAGGACGAGGCCAUUUAUGGCUCCUCCAUAUUCAUGAGGAAGAGGCAGUCUGCUGCUGCUCGUAUCCACUGGGAGAGGUUAUUUUUGUGUCCUGCUCUUGCUUUACAGAGCCGCUUUGUUUUAAGACCAGAGCUCCAGUCGGGAUUCCGAAGGCCGGUUGUGCUGUUUGGACCAAUCGCUGAUGCUGCCUGUGAAAAACUGGCCGAGGAGCUUCCAGACGAGUUUGUAAUUGCCAAAACAGAACCCAAAGAUGCGGGGUCAGAGAAAUCCUCUGGGGUGGUUCGUCUCAACACUAUUCGACAGAUCAUUGAACAGGACAAGCACGCUCUCCUGGACGUCACCCCUAAAGCAGUGGACACCCUAAACUACACGCAGUGGUACCCCAUAGUCAUCCUCUUCAGCCCGGACAGCAAACAUGGGGUGAAGGCGAUGAGACAGAGGAUCAUCCCCAGCUCUAACCGCAGUGCCCGCAAACUCCACGACCAGGCUCUGAAGCUCAGGAAAACCUGCUCACACCUGUUUACCGCUGUUAUCGAUCUGAACUCGGCUAAUGAUGCCUGGUACGGCAGUUUGAAGGAGACCAUACGAGACCAGCAGACCCACGCUGUGUGGGUCUCAGAGGGGAAGCUGGACGGGACGGAGGGGGCCCUUGACGUUCAUGAUGACCGCAUGUCAUAUCUCUCAGCCAUGAGCGCUGACUAUCUCAGCAUGGACAGCCGGCUGACCAGCGACUACGACGACACGGCGGACGAGGGAGGGACUUACACAGAUAACGAAACGGACGAGCUGCUCGAUCGCCAGCGGGUGUCGGCCAUUAGCCGCUCCUCUGAGCCAGUCAUGCCAGAGGAGUGCUGGCCUUUACCUGUGGUUUAGGAAGAGAAGUGUAGUAGGAAACCCUUUGAUUCAAUUCGGUAGUGCUCUUCUCCUUCAUAUUAAUUUGUCUUUCAGGUAAAAAUGCUGUCUCAAGUGGAGGCGUCACGGGGGCAGUACGACCCCUCUCGAAACUACGACUCUCGUUCAAGCAGUCCCGCGAGCAGCGAGCACCCGCGCAGCCAGGACUCUCCUGCAAAAACCAAACCCCUGCCUCCCCCCACAGCUCUCAAACCUACCUACGUGUCCCGCAGCUCCAGAGGCCUCGUAAACAGCCCUCCGGUACGGGACCGCAAACCUCUGGAGGACAGCCCUGACGAUCCCUCUCAGAGGUCUUUCCUGGGCAAAGUGAAGGCCUUUGAGAAGAUGGAUCACUUGGCCCGGACACAGAGAGUCCUGGAGAUCCAAGAGGCCCAGAACGCCAGGAUGGAGAUUGCACAGAAACAUCCAGACAUUUAUGCCGUCCCCAUGAAAUCUCAGAAACUGGACCACAGCAGGCCACAACCUAUCGGCUCCAGUGCGCGACCGGAGCCCCAGACGCCUCCUUGCAAGCUGCCAUACUCGGAGAGCCGCCCGCUCGGCCUCGGCGAGGAGCCCGGAGAGGAGUUUCGACAUCAGCUGGCAGAGCAGACCAAGCGUGGCUAUUACACCACCACACAAAACUAUCAGGACACUGAGCUGUAGAGUUGCUCUGCUUCGGCUCACCGCACAGCUUCACCAUUCCACCGGGGCGCCGCCCUGCACCAAAACUGCUGCUGACUUGCAAGUCCCGUUUGCUUUUAAGUUUUCCCACGCAUAUGUAUUUUUCACUUCAGAGAAGUUCAGCUUUCUGUCCAUGAGGAUAGAAUCUUAUUGUUUUAUAUA